AUCGCGUCUAAAGGCUCUUCACCCCUGCGACGAUACCAUGUCAUUCGUAAACAACUACACACCUCCCGCCGGACCCAAUCUCCCAAUUCUUCCGGAAUCCGAGAUGUACGGGCCCGAUCCGUAUGAUGUCAACUUCGCGUUCCCCCUCCAUCUCGGUAGUCUGGAAAGCGAGCGCGUUCGCUUGACGCCGUUCAUCCCUGCCAUCCACGCCGGGGCCUACUGGGAGGGCAUCGAGCCGCAUCUCACGGAGAUCUUCCGCUACUUCCCCAUCACCAUGCCCGCCACCCUCGCCGAGUUCCUCUCCUACAUCGAGAAGUAUUACCGUUCCAACCCCGAGUUCAUCAUGUUCGCCAUCAUCGACAAGACACGCCGCGACGAAACCCGGCCGGAGCUAGGCGGCAGCGUGGCAGGCGUCAUCGCGCUCCUACGCGCCUCCGUAGCCCAACUCAUGGCAGAGAUCGGAUAUGUCGUGAUCCUGCCCGACUUCCAGCGAACGCACGUUGCGUCCAACGCCGUUGGGAUUCUGUUGGAGUACUGUCUGCAGCUGCCGACCGCGUCUCCGCCCGGACUUGGGCUGAGGCGGGUGCAUUGGACGGUCCAUCCCGAUAAUACAGCGUCCAAACGGUUGGCACAGAGGCUUGGAUUUAAGCACGAAGGAGUCCUGCGGUGGACGUGGGUGUUGCCGCAGUCGCGGUCUAGUGAAGGGAAUCCUCCUCGUGAAGGCGACUCGUACGCGCCUCGCGGCGGUCUAGAUACCGUGUACAUGGGCCAUUGCUGGGAUGAUUGGGAGAACGGAGGAAGGGAAAUGACCCAACGAGCGAUCGAUCGUCAAAUGGUAUAGGGAACUGGGAGCCUAUAGAGGCAUUUUACAGAUGUCACGACGGCUUCUAACUCCAAUGUGAAAUGUUGCGUGAUAAGGUCCAUGAUUCAGUAGCUGGUUCGAGGCGGUAUGUUCGACAACUUUGUGUUAAGAAUUCGGGCGGAACGCUCCUAUUUGGUGAAGCGACAAAGGUGCAGCGAAACCCCCGAUCAAGGAUCUAGCCAAGGCGUUUGAGGCAUUUGAGGCGUUUGAGGAGGAUCCUUUCGAAGACGGUACUCUAUCCAUUCAUAACCAUUCUCCGUGCGUGGCAGCUCGUCCUCGCCGGAGAAUUUGCCCGGCCCCCAGGG
Postia placenta MAD-698-R-SB12 is the source of this 1167-nucleotide messenger RNA. RefSeq lists its product as hypothetical. The record is from RefSeq and is a predicted model, not a curated record. The transcript is spliced from 2 exons. Bases 38 to 841 code for a protein of 267 amino acids. Gene Ontology annotation, molecular function: protein N-terminal-serine acetyltransferase activity; protein-N-terminal-alanine acetyltransferase activity. NCBI's taxonomy places the organism in Eukaryota, Fungi, Basidiomycota, Agaricomycetes, Polyporales, Adustoporiaceae.